This is a messenger RNA of Astyanax mexicanus (Mexican tetra), 1949 nucleotides long. RefSeq names its product olfactory receptor 52K1-like. The record is from RefSeq and is a predicted model, not a curated record. Gene Ontology annotation, molecular function: G protein-coupled receptor activity; olfactory receptor activity. The coding region runs from base 165 to 1127 and encodes 320 amino acids. The transcript has a single exon. Gene Ontology annotation, biological process: G protein-coupled receptor signaling pathway. Lineage: Eukaryota; Metazoa; Chordata; Actinopteri; Characiformes; Acestrorhamphidae. Gene Ontology annotation, cellular component: membrane.
CAAAAACAUAGAAUUUUUAAAUGUUUGUUUUCUAUUUAGCAUAUUUAAAACAAAUCACUAUUUUUUUAAAGCUUUGUUAAAUAAGCUUCUGCUGGAAGGAACAGAUCAAUACUUUAUUUUAAUUAAACUUAUGUAACAUUUAUCUUCUUUUUAAUGGGAAUUGUAUGAAAAUUAGGGACAUGCAAGCUGUUCCUGUGCUAAAUACUUCAUUCACUACUUUCAAUCUGAAUGGUUUCUUGGAUUUGGGAGAAUGGAGGCCCUUUUUAUUCAUUCCCUAUUUUCUUAUGUUUAUGUUGUCUACUAUCUCAAACUCUGUUCUCAUAUAUUUAACUAUAACUCAGACAGCGCUGCACUCUCCGAUGUGUAUACUAAUUGGUCUAAUGGCUGUGGUUGAUCUGCUUUUGCCAAUAUUUUUUGUACCAAACAUGCUGCUCAGCUUUUUGUUCAGCUGGACUGAGAUUUCUCUUGCUGGAUGUUUAAUACAGAUGUUCUGUAUUCACUGUGUUGGUACAUUUCAGUCUACUUUACUGGUAUGGAUGGCUCUGGAUCGGUUCUUUGCUAUUUGUAAACCUCUGUAUUAUCACAAAUUUAUGCAGAUGCCCAACUUUUUAAAGUACAUUAUUUUUCCAGUUGUCAGGAACGGACUCCUAAUUAUUGUAAUGAUCUCUAGAGUUGGGAAAUUAUCGUUUUGUAAGACUAAUGAGAUUGAUCAUUGCUUUUGUGAACACAUGGCACUGGUUCAGCUGGCAUGUGGAGACAUUUCUAUUAACAACCUGUUAGGUCUUUUGGCUGCAUUUCUUAUAAUAACUGCAGAUUUUCUUUUUAUUACAAUAUCAUAUUUUGUAAUACUCACUUCUGUCCUUAAAUCAGGGAAAUCUCAUUUAAAAGCUAUUAACACCUGUAUUACUCAUAUAAUUGUCAUGACAGUUACAAUAACUUUUGCCUUAAUUGCGUUUAUGUCAUACAGAGUAAGAAAUAACUUCUCCCCCAACAGCCGUGUCUUUCUGAGCACAAUGUACCUGCUUUUCCCAAGCUGUUUCAACCCGAUUAUUUAUGGAGUGAGAACAAAAGAAAUUAGAGAACAGUUUCUGAAAUUUAUUCAUCAAAUGAAAGUAUUUCCAAAGUAAUCAAUUAUUAUGCACUGUCUCACAUAACAUACAUAUAGUAUCAACUUACAUUUAAUGUGUCACAUCUUUUUCACUACUUUGAUCGUAAUGCUAAAUUGCACAAUAGUUUGCUUUUAAAUAAAUGAAUGAAGUAAUAUAUUUGUACAUUUGAAAUGCAUUUUUUGUAAAAACGCACAUACUCAAAAAGCCCAGUAAAAAAUUAUUUAUCAAAUCAGAUGUGUCUGGCAAAUUGUCUUUACAUUUAAACUCAUCCAAUGUAAUGUGCAAUAAUGUGGGUCUUUAUGCUGACAUUUUGUGGGGGGCACAAUGCAAAAUAAAUUAGGACAUGACACGUCCAUCCAAAUAUGUGUCCCAUAAUGCUACCAUACAAGUAUUUAUAAACUUUUUGAGAACACCAAUAUUACAAGUCCUGCUUGCAGAUGAAAAUGCAGGCUUAAAAAAAUCAUCUGUGUGAAAUAUCAGCUGAACUUGCAUGUUCUGUCCAAUAUGUAUGUUCCAACUAGGCCGGGGCUUAACGACACUGUUACUUAUGAUGGUUGUCAAAUACAUGGAAGAAUAUAAAAUUGGUAACCAAUACAGAUUGAAACUAUUAACAAUAUUAACUAUUAACUAUUUUUGCCAUUUUUUUAUUAAUAAUUUAUCCUGUUACUGCUUUUUAUCCAUGCUGCUAUAGAAAAUUUGCACUCUGGACUUCAUGUUGCUGCUACUUUCCUACUCCCCUUUAUAUUUUGUGUAUUUAUCUUGUUUAUCUAUCAAUUUUAUUUAAUUUUGAUCUUUAUAUUUAUCUAUUUAACAAUUGCUCUUUGGGUGUAACUGGAUCUU